AUGUGGAUAGUUGGGACAUCAAAUGAAUUUCUGUACCAGAUAACUGUUGUAUUUCUAGCUUUCAGGACUGUAUUCGGUGUACUUAACAAAUAGAUAAGAUUUUGCCGUUGUCUGUUCAGAUAUAUAGAUACACAGUAUGACGUCAUAAUGUGGGAAGCACAGAAAAGUGGCUCACGAGCCGCCGAGGCGAGUGUAUCUAUAACUGAACAGACAACGGCAAAAUCGUAUCUAUUUGUUUUAUAUAAUAAAAAACCCAGGGUAAAUAGCUUUUUUAUCCUGCUACCUACGCCUCUGUCUUUGUAACAUAUCAGUUGGUGUUGAUUUAACGAUUGGGUUUAAUGAAAGGCGUGAGUGGACAGAGGGGUUAACAGUGAAAACAUAUCUAAUUGCCUGACCCUGUUGCUAAAUCGCCGCCUUGAUAUGUCGGUGGGGUAAGUUUCAGUGUAGUACUCGGUGUUCAAUAUACAGUCAGAAGAUUUUCCGUGCUGUUACUCCCAGGAAAACCGGCGAAGUUGUUAAUGGUAGACUAUAUGCAUCGUCUGGUUGUCUGAGACUGGAAUUUAUUCAAAAGUGAAAGGCCCAAGUCUGCCAUAUACAUGUGCCUGCCUUGUUUGUAGAAAGAAAUCAAAGUUCGGUUGUCAGGAGGUCUGUUAUUUUGUAUUCAGAGCUCUAGUCGAGUUUAAAGCCCGUUUUCCACUUCAGCCGUACCGUAGCAUUUUUCUUAGUUUGACUGUAGUGCCCAGGAAACAACGAAAUAUGUUUCGGUACUGUACGAUUGAAGUGGAAAACGGCCUUAAGUUCCAGGUCAAGUUGCUAUAAAUGAGGAAGACAAAUGUUGCAACUAAAGAGGAAAGGAUGCAAAAAUUAUUGCGCAGGCCUUUGUAAUGUGAUGCUAUAGUUCCAGCACAGUGAACUCAUCAGGGCCCAACCUGUCAUAUAUGUAAUUGAUAAAUCUCGUAUAAUAGCGGAGAAGCAUUUUUGGAACAUAUUGACGUUGAAAAUAUGGAAUUUAGCAUCUUCGACUCCUGAUUCCACUUAAUUCGCAGCACAAAUCUAUGCUGCUGUAUUUGCGCUUAUUUGUCCAGUCCUCGCAAUUUAACAAAACUCGUAGCCCACGUGCAGGCCCAAGGGAACUGAUAGUGGGCCUGCAAGCAAGGCCAGACAAUUGUCAAAAAAGAACCAAUGACAGCACCCAAGUAUUAACAAACAAACUCGCAUUAAAAUGUUGCGGGGUUCUCUGCUUAUUCAGAACAUAAACAAUGUGUAAAUGGCAGCGUUCUAACUCCAAAAAAGCAAGCAACGCAGUCGGUAAUUACCAAAUUUGCAAGUGCUCAUUUUCAACUAAAAUCGGAACAGGCAAAUUAGGACGAAUUUCAACAGAAAACCAGUCUCAAACUUCAAAUCGUGAGGGAAGUCGUGCGACCACAUUAGCAUUUAUAUUAUGUGUGCUUCGCUGUCGCCAUUGGCAUUGUUAUAAAUAAAUUGCCUCACUUAUCAGAUCGUGUGUGCAAUUCUUGUUGGCGGCGGAAAGUACGAAAUUUAUUUCAGUUAUUUCAUUUGGUAAAGAACUCUACAAAAGAAGAGAGCGUUCAGAGUCCAGAUCGUUUCGUUUCAAACGGCAAUUUAAUACCGUCUUCUGUUUCGCUCUCUCAGCGAAGCCUUGUAAAUCGCAAAGUGUUUCGAAUAGGCUUACAUGCAACUGCAUCUCAACUUCAACCAAAAGAUAAUUUUCUUGAGGAACAUAUAACGUAUCAAGUCUGUUUGAAAUUAAUUAAUGAAACUCGAGUAAAGGUUACUAUAGUUUUAUAGCCCAGUCGUAAUGUUGCUAUUCCAACACCUCACGAUAAGCAAUCCCCAUUGGCAUAACGGCAAAAACAUCUCUUCCUUCAAGUAAACAAUAAACAGUCUGUUCUUGUUCCAUUUAUAAUCGAAAAAAGUGAUCAAUUUUCGAAUUUUGAGCUUAUCGAGAGCCUUUGUGUUGAAUCACUGACCUAAUUAUAGAAUCCAACAGCAAACAGCCAAUCAGAAUGCCGCGUUCGUGGGCGAAUGCGGAAAGUACAAAAUACCGGGCCUUGCUUGCAGGCCCACUAUCAGCUCCCUUGGGCCUGCAUGCGGGUUACAAAACUCGUCGUAGGCAAAACAUUACCGGAGGCAUUUUUUCCGAAAAUGAUAAUUUGAAGAUGUAUAUGAAUAGCUGAGAAUAGUUAUUUGAAUGUGAAACCUGACUAUAUAAUAUUCAUCUGUGGAAUGACAUGAAAUUUCAUUUUUGGCAGCAUUAUCGACGACAAUUGUCGUUUGCUGUUGAAGAUUGCGAGGACUGUUUGUAUAUAUAUAGUAUUGUUUUAUUGGGCUGUUUACACAGCAAGUGUUACAAGAUUAGACCGUAAAUCUAUUCAGGUAAUGAAAUUGCAGUCAAAAUGUGAAUGUUGGCAACUUUCACCGACUCAGUUUAAUAAUGCACGUUCUUAGUUGUGUCAUAUUGUUACAGCUGCAUAUAAACACGCUGAUGGCAAGAAGAUUGAUGGUCGACGUAUCGUCGUAGACGUUGAACGAGGAAGAACUGUCAAGAAUUGGAAACCACGACGUUUAGGUAAGAUUUAAAAAAAAUCUUUCAUGCGGCAAAGCCCCGCCUAAAAGAACCAGUGGGUUAAGACUUAAGAACCAGCAGCCUGAAAUUUGGGCAAUUAAGUACCCAAAAUACAAGAACCACUUCAGGCUGACAAAUGAAACUGGUUCUUAAAACACCUUAUUAAACUUUUAGCUGGGUAAGCAGGUGCUAGGAAGAAAAUACUGUAAUCUUGCUAGCAUGAAUUAUGUCUUUCAUCCACAUCAUGCACGUAUUUAUUUUAUCAAAAUGCAAUCAAUUCACAACAUGAUUCAACUUGCAUAGCUAUAUUCAAAAAAUUUACAUCUUGCAUGAUGGCUCUUUGUGUUCACUCACUUCCAUUACAAAAUGUUGCGUUUACUAGUUUCAUUGUAUACAAUAAGAGGUUUAAAACUCUAAACCAUGCAGGCACGAUUGUUUUUGACUUGGCUUCACUGUAUUUUUAGUAGUUCGGUAUAUCGAUGAAGAUAAACUCCUAAUAACACACCCCCCCCGCCCCCAAUAAUACUCGAAAGCCUUUAAACGAUGCCUGAUUAACUGUAUAAUAAAAACUGUGCUUUUAAAGUGGUACGCUAUUCCCCGGUACAUAAACUCCGGCAGCACUUAUUUGUGCUGCGAACUACUGUCGGACAUCAUAAAAAAACCUGAAUCCAUCGACGAAAAAAGUAAAUACUCGCACUGAUACUGCAUAGGCUUGCCACAAACAUAGUACGAAAUGUUCAUGCGAACUGCGAAGCACGGGCUUUAGGACAAAUUCAAUUCGACAACAAUAGUAUUCUAUCUAAAUAGCAGUUAAAAUAAAGUGUACGGCACCUGAACUGUUCAAUAUCUUGCUUCUGUAUCCAAAAACAUUUACAUAGUGCAAAUACUGUAUAUUUUUAAAAUCCGCCAUAUUUAUUUACAUUAGAACCCAAGCUUUCACGGUUCACACGAAAUAUUACGUCGUUCAUCUGGUGAUAAUAAGAGGGUAGGAUCAUCCAAUUAUUUAAUCGUUCGAAGCGCGAGGAAAGCAUCACUUCCAUAUAUGGCACAAACGUGUCCCCAACUUCCUUAUAUGUCACAAACGUGUCCCCAAAAUCAGUUUAUCGAAGUCAUUAUGAUGUCAUAAGAUUUCUCCCGCUCGGAACGAUUUGAACAGGUCACGUGGUACAGAACCCAGACAGCUGAUUGGGUUAGCGAGUGACAACGCCCACUUUAAUCCUACCCUCUUAUUAUUAGUGAAAAUCACCGACGUUAAUAUUUCGUGUGAACCGCGAAAGCUUGGGUUCUAAUGUAAAUAAAUAUGGCGGAUUUUGAAAAUAUACAGUAUUUGCAUAAAUGUAAAUGUUUUCUGGAUAUAGAAGCAAGAUAUUGAACAGUUCAGGUGCCGUACACUUUAUUUUAACUGCUAUUUAGAUAGAAUACUAUUGUUGUCGAAUUGAAUUUGUCCUAGAGCCGUGUGCGAAGUGUUGAAAGGUAAAACAAAGAUGGUGCUUCCACUUUGAAAUGUGAAAUUUUCAUUAAAUUUCGAAUUUUCGCGAAUUUGUCGGAGCUGGAAAUUUCUUCCCGGAGCUGGAGGCGAAAAACCCCGGAGUUUGCACAGCACCAAUUCAGAGACGGCCGCAAUAAAGCAACCGACGUAUUGGAUCUCUAACAAUUCAAGACCGAAUCCUCGCCGCAAAACUACGGGUAGUUUCUGAGACGAAAGUUCUGAAACCGCAAUCCCAGGGUGUCUGUCGUUUUUGAAAAAGCUGCAUAGCUUACCUGCCAUUCAAGAGACACUCGUGUAUCUAAACGGAGGAGUUCAGGUCGAUAUUGAAUAAAGCGGAACGAGUGGGAAUGUCAGGUCACUUGGGUUUUAUUCACCAAAGCUUUUUGCUCGUGCUGUCAUUUGUCAAGAGAAAUGUUAAGUAAAUCUACUCCUUCAUGUAGGAAAUCAUAGCUGCUGUGCAGACAUUAGCGUGAAAGUAAUAAUAAUAAUAUUUAAAAUUUAUAUAGCGCGAAAUACAUAUGUAUUGCAUUUAUAGAUACAUCGCCGUCCUUCAGUUCAGCCGCAGUCGAGAGGACGGCGAUGUUACUGAUAUAAUAUGCUAUUGCAUCCGUAACAUCGCCGUCCUUCAGCUGAAGUCGAAAACCUUGUUCCAUAAUAAAGCCACUGUUGAACCUUUACAGCAGAUGAGCGUGCCGUCUGUCGUAACACGCAUUAUGCUUGUCACAAUAGAAGACGUACUCAACUGCUAUACUCAAACAACAAAGUGAUACUGAAUUUAGACUAAACAGACAAUAUACUGUGAAAUUUCCAAGUAUUAUGGAAUCCACUGUAUAAUGUAUAUGAUGUAGUAUCUAAGGUAUAUUCGUCCUGUAACUUGACAUGAACUACCAUUAAUAUCUACGUUCACCGUAGAUACAGCCACGAUAUAUUCAAUACUUACCAAUUUGGAAGGUCAGGUGCAAGCUGUUGACGGAAAUAGACUGGGAAUACUUAUACUUAUUUGCUAUUAAAUUACUUAUUUGUUAUUUAAAAUCAUCGUAGUCAAUUUACUCGAUUCUGAUUGGUUAAAGACAGGGCACGGUACGGUCUGCGCAUGAGCACAUAGGAGUCUCCUGCCGUGAUAUAAACACUUUAAUUAGGUUUUUAUUUCAUUUUAUGUUCUUGUAAAGCCUGAUUGUUGUAUCUUGAUCAUUUAUACUGUAGAAGCAUGAAAACAUAAAUAAUUGUCGAAUAAAGUUCAAUAUUUUGAACAAAUGUAAACAGAGGCUUUGUUUACAUACGGACUGUACCCUACCUUUAAAAACCGUGCCGAUUAAACAUUGAUCGCAAAGGUGUGCCGAUUAAAGAUUAAUCGGCACGGAUACGAGCUCGCAGGUUAAUGGUUAUGUAAACAAAAAUUCUGUCUUUAAAAAAUUUUGUCAACAUUCAACGACGGAUUUUGAUGAAUUUUUUGACCUUGAAACUGACAAUUUGUUAGCUUCAUUAGACGAAAAUGAUUCUAAAAUUGCCAAUAAUGAAACUGGGGUCGUUCAAGAGUCGUCUAAGGAAAGGUUUCCUCGACCAACCGAAGAUAAAGUUGAAUCAUUUUACGCGAAAGCUAGUAGUCGCAAUACUUCAAGAACGACAAAAACAUGGUUAAAUACCUAUCAUUCUUGGGCUGAAACUCGCAACCAGAGACAGGACAUAACCUAUCUCCAGUAGACCUAAAUUCAUUCCUUGGCCAGUUUUACGCGGAUUUUAAAAAAGAAAAAACGGCGAAGAUUACGAACCGGAAAGUUUAGUUAAUGCAAGCAUCUUUAGACCAUCAUUUGAAAGAAAAGGGCUACACGUUAUCGAUAGUUCGCGACCCCCAGUUUUAUUCGUCGAACAAGAUACUAAAGGGAAAAGCGACGAAAUUACGUGAAGAAGGAAAGGGAAGUAGGCCAAAUGCUUCGAAUUAGAUACUUACCUGGCCAGAAGAAAUUGAGCUGUGGAAAGCUCGGAAACCCCGAAACGUUAAUCCAUACGGUUUGGUUCACUCGCUGGAAAGCGUAACAAACCACAGCGCUAGAAAACCGUUGUUAAAAAAGCUGGACGACGCAAAUGUUCCCCGAGCACAGAUCGACACGGUUACAGGUCAUCGAAACAAGAAAUCUCUGGACGACUAUGUAGAUUCAUUCUCCACCGUUCGCUCGAAGCAACUUUUAAAUAUCAGCGGUAGAGCAACUGUCACUAGCGUCGGCGAUGCAAGCAAAGUUGGUCCUCUACAAAUGCGAGAUAGAAACACCAGUGCCGUUCCUUCUACAUCCACACCUUCGAUAUUGGCUGAUCAACAACGGCAAUUCCCAGUUCUUAAUCUGGCAGAUAUGGCUCAAAAUGUGGAAAACUCCACGAUCGAUAUAACCAUGAAUACCAACAUGCGGUUGUCGAGCUCUAACCACAAGUUGGGUUAUGGGUAUAGCCCAUGGGUAUAACAACAACGGAGGUCAAAAUCAAUCAAAAUUUCUCGACGCUGGAAACGUCGACAGAUGACUUGUGUUGGGCCCAACACAUUUCCGAAAUAACUUCAAAAGCCAGUUGAACUUUAGGCUUGAUCAAGAGGAUAUGCACAGAUAUUAAAGACGUCCAUAUAAGAAAAGUUUUGUAUUAUUCUUUGAUAAGACUUCAGAUUGAAUAUGCUUGUGAACUCUGAUCUCCUGAACAAAAUAUGUAUAAGCGCCAUCCUAGAAAAUGUUCAACGUAGAGCAACUAAAUUUAUUCUUGCUUAUCCUCGACACUUAAGCUACCUGAUAGCAGACUAUCCCAGCUAAAACUGCUUCCAUUGGAAUAUCGUAGAUCAUGGAAGUAUCUCGGAAAAUGGACUCCUGAAGAUGUUACUAGAUCUUUCGAUAUUAACAAUCUCAUUGAGAUUAGAUAUAAGACUGAAUUUUAUAGACAUUCGUAUUUCCCUAGGGUGAUAAGGACUUGGAAUUUAAUGUCAUAUGAAAUUAAGAUUAGUGUAUUUAAUUAAGAGGAAAAUAAGAGCCAAACUUUUUAGCAAAUUGUCUAGUUAUAUACCCCCUUGACUUGAAAGCUCAAUUAUACUGUGACUUAGUUGUAUAGUUCAUUUUACAUUAUUCAUCAGACUUAAUAUUUUUUAUUUUCUGUAAUUUUUCAUGUAAUAUUACUUAGAGUAGAGGUAGGCAGAUUCAAUCGGGACUAUGCUCUGUCUGCCCAGCUAUCAUCUGUAAUUCUGUGAUAAAGCAAUUAAAACAAAACAAAUUCUGUUAUUUGAAGGAAAACCCCCUAUUGAUUCAAAAUUUCAACGACCAAUACUUACAAUUGUUAAAUAUGUUUAGGUGGUGGUCUUGGUGGAACGCGUAAUGGAAGCGCUGAUUUGAACGUAAGACAUUCAGGACGUGUUGAGAACUUUGAGAGGUAAGGUAGAUACAACACAAGCCAUCCAGUGUGGGCCCACUGAGCUCUUUGUAUAUCUGGAGCGAGAACCACAGUCCAAACAGUGAAGGCAAGAUGGCGGAAAUUGAUUGCACGUCAGUCCCUUUCUAUUGUUUUUGUCUGCGCGGUUAACACGAAGCCGGUGAGGAGUAUGCCGAAAUUUCGUAUUUUGACAUCGAUUUAAAGAAUGACACUACGGUUGUAUGAACUUGUUUUGCGAUACAGUCCGUUCGAAGAAAACUGAAUUAGCUGGGAAAAUUGAUAUAAAAGUUGUUUGCGACCCUUGCGAUAUUCCGCCACCUUGGCUUCACUUUUCUCAUAGGCCGAAUGACUCACCUUCUUGCUCCAGAUAUAUAUAGAGAUCACUGCAUUGGUAUAUGAAGCAGUUAUGUUUGAGUUGUAAAUUUUGGGCAUUGUUUAUUUGUUUUAAGUAUUAACUUUUGAGCUAGUGUAUUUAUUGCGAUUAAAAGUGAAAAACGUUAAAUAGGAUGGGGAAUCUUCAGUGCGAUAAUAAGGCCUUACGCAUGUACGAUGGCAACGCGACAACGACAGACAAAACAAACUUGUUCAAAUAAGUUAUUGUGAAGGAAAGUUAUUGUGUAUUGUCUACUGUAUUUAAUACAGUUUGAGGAGAUUAAAACAAAGGCUUUUCUGUUAAAAACAUUUUUGCUGGGCAAAUUUAUAGUACCACUUGUCGCGGUUUGAAAUAUUUGUGUUGUACAAGGGGUGGGAAAUAUCUGGUUUGCCGCUGUAAAAAGCGCUAAGACAACGCCUCUAACUCCCGUGGGGCUUGAAUUAUUCGUUUCUUUCCUACGAAAUUGGGAAUAUCGUUGUGCGAGUAGCCGUCUUCGUCGUCUUGCUGUCCAGCUUGCUUAAGGUCCCUAAUAAAUCGGACAAUUAUUCAGACCAUAAGCUUAUGAUUUAGGAUUUUAAUACAAAAACAAAAUUUCGGACUGUCAUUCCAUCAUCUGGUAAAUUUUGUCUUAUUGACACAUUGGGGAUACAUAAAACACAAGAUUCAAAUACAAACAAUUUGAGAAUAAAACUAUUUGCAUUUUUCACCAGGGAUCGUGAACGAGAAGAACGUGAUCGUGGUGGAGAUUUUCGUGAUCGUCAAAGACGUGAUCGCGGUCGUGAGGGUGGUCGUGAAGGUGCUCGUGAGGGUGCUCGUGAGGGUGCUCGUGAGGGCGGUCGUGAGGGCGGUCGUGAGGGUGCUCGUGACAGGGAUAGAGAACGUGACAGAGAUCGACGUAGAGAUAGAGAUCGUGAAGGGCGUGAGCGUGGUGAUCGUGAGCGUGGUGAUCGUGAGCGUGGUGACCGUGAGCGUGGUGACCGUGAGCGUGGUGACCGUGAGCGCAGUGACCGUUCUGAUAGAGACCGUGAUAGAGACAGGUAAUAGUUUAUAUCGUCAUCAUUAUAUCGUCAUAAUCACUUUUCUCCAAAUCAUUAUCGUCAUCAUUAUCUUCAUCAUCUGAAUGUAAAUAUAGGUUAUCAUAUAAGGGAUGAGGUGAUAUCAGUUUUAUCGCUCGAGGGAUGAUAUCACAAUUGUCACGAGCGAGCGCAGCCAGCGAGGGACAAUUGUGAUAUCGUCCCGAGAGCGAUAAAACUGAUAUCACCGAAUCCCGAGUACGAUAACCUAUUUAUUAUAUACUUGUACCUUUAUCAGGGUUUGACACCCAAUUAAAGUAAACAGUUUUGAUUUUUGAAAAAAUAGGAUCAUUUUAGAAUUCAAAACAAUUCAUCAUUUACUGAACAAAUAUGAUUUUAGAAAAUAAAUAGACCAUUCAUAUAAAUAAUAUACAAUUUAAGUCUUUCAUUUUGUAUUAUCGUUCUUGUUUUCUUCGAUAAACUCUCGACAUCAACAAACAUGAACCUCGAAUCGGCCAUCUUUGUUUUGACAAGUCGCGAAAUUUAGCGGGACAAAAAACGAUAUUCGGGACAAAAAACGAUAUCCGGGACGAUAUCGUUUUUAUGUCCCGCUGCUUCCUACCUGAUAAAGGUACAAGUAUGUGAUAAAUCUCAUUUAUUAAAUACUACAUCAAGCAGCAGUUCACCGUUAAAAAUUGAUUUAUUUUAUUAUUUCUGAAUACAUAUUUUUGAUUGUUUAAAGGAUGAGAGUUGCAACUUUCGCUGGUGCUUUACCAACUAUCAUCGACUCUCGUCAACCUUUGAGCUAGUUCAAAUCUUGAUGACCGUUUUUGUCGUAAUAAUAUCCAGUCCGCUCUCAUGCAAUUCUUGUUUGACCAGGGCUUGAGAGUUUGGAAAACUAGUGCCAACUCUCAUCAACUCUCGUCUUUAUUUGACCAGGGCUUGAGAGUUUGGAAAACUAGUGCCAACUCUCAUCAACUCCCAUCUUUAUUUGACCAGGGCUUGAGAGUUUGGAAAACUAGUGCCAACUCUCAUCAACUCCCAUCUUUGUUUGACCAGGGCAUGAUCAUCUGUAAAUAUCAAGCAGCAUCAGAGUAGCAAAACAACAACUGCAGAUAAACUAACCAGACAGCCGCAGAUUAAUAGAGAUACAACUACCUGAAAAGUAUAAGCAGAACUUCGGCGUUUCCCGUUCGGGUUCCUGUUCCACACUACUGACCUCCUGACGAAGAGCCUUCAACUCGAAACGUCGUAGUUGUGCUUGUAUUUUGCAGGUAUAGUUGUAUCUCUCUCAAUCUGCAGCAGUCAUGUUAUCGUCGCUACCUGCACUGACACAGACAGUUCGAGAUUAUAAGAAAGACUAACCCAUUGAACAUUCUUAGGGACCGUGACCGACGUCGUGAUCGUGACAGCGAUCGCAACCGUGAAGGCGAGCGUGAACGCGAUGGUGAGCGUGAAACACGAGAAGGCGAACGUGAAACACGCGAAGGCGAUCGUGAAACACGCGAAGGUGAACGUGGUGGCGAAAAACGUGAGGGAGAUCGUGAUGGUGAAACGGGGGAGAAACGUGAACGUGAGGAGGGAGAUCGUGAAGGUGAACGUGAAAAGUAUCGUGAUGGAGAGCGUGAACGUGAUGGAGACCGUGAUCGUGAUCGAGAGCGUGAUGGACAGCGUGAUCGAGAGCGUGAUCGUGAUGGAGAGCGUGAGCGAGAGCGUGAUCGUGAUGGAGAGCGUGAUGGAGAGCGUGAGCGUGAUGGAGAGCGUGAUCGAGAGCGUGGUGGUGAGCGUGAUCGGGAACGUGAUCGUGAUGGAGAGCGUGAUCGAGAGCGUGAUGGACAGCGUGAUCGAGAGCGUGAUCGUGAUGGAGAGCGUGAUCGUGAUGGAGAGCGUGAUCGAGAGCGUGAUGAUGAGAGCGUGAUCGAGAGCGUGAGCGUGAUGGAGAGCGUGAGCGUGAUGGAGAGCGUGAGCGUGGUGGUGAGCGUGAUCGGGAACGUGAUCGUGAUGGAGAGCGUGAUCGAGAGCGUGAUGGGGAUCGUGAUCGUGAUGGAGAGCGUGAUGGGGAACGUGAUCGCGAUAGAGAUCGUGACAGGGAGCGUGAUCGUUCUGAUCGUGAGCGUCGUGAUCGUUACAAACGUGAACGUGAUGAAGAUGAUGAACGUAAUGGUGAAAGAAAGGAAGAUGAAAUCAAGAAGAUAA
Molecule: messenger RNA, 11054 nt
Organism: Paramuricea clavata
Lineage: Eukaryota; Metazoa; Cnidaria; Anthozoa; Malacalcyonacea; Plexauridae
Source: the annotation of a GenBank genome assembly